Molecule: messenger RNA, 1228 nt
Organism: Olea europaea var. sylvestris
Lineage: Eukaryota; Viridiplantae; Streptophyta; Magnoliopsida; Lamiales; Oleaceae
Product: origin of replication complex subunit 6-like
Exons: 10
Coding region: 164-1024 (286 amino acids)
Biological process (GO): DNA replication; DNA replication initiation
Cellular component (GO): nuclear origin of replication recognition complex
Molecular function (GO): DNA binding
Source: RefSeq, a predicted model, not a curated record
AAUCAAAUUAUAGCUCAAUUUUCAUGGCGCGAGAGGGAAAACCCCCCCAAAUUCGUAGCCAAAAUUCACGUUCCCGCCGUUGAUUCUCUUCUCAAAAUGAAAAACCUAUCUUUCAUUUCACCAUUUCAACUUCAUUACAAGGAAAAAUCUCAAGCUCUACAAAAUGGAUAUGUCAGAAAUAGCCAAGAAAUUGGGCCUCUCUGAAUCCAAACAACUCGUCCGUAAAGCCUCUGAGAUUCGCCGCCUUGCCGACAUCCAAUUCGACUCCUCCGCCAUUGGCGUCGGUGAGAUUUGUAAGGCUAUUAUUUGCCUAGAGAUUGCUUCUUCUAGGAUGGAAGUCAUAUUUGACCGUCAGGCUGCGAUAAAAUUGAGUGGUUUGUCUGAGAAGGCUUAUAGUAGAUCCUUUAAUUCGAUGCAGAAUGGCAUUGGUGUCAAGAACAAGCUUGAUGUAAGAGAAUUGGCUAUUCGAUUUGGAUGCAUUAGGCUCAUUCCUUUGGUCCUCAAAGGCUUAUCAUUGUACAAGGAAAGAUUUCUUACUUCAUUGCCAUCUUCUCGUCGGGCAAGUACUGACUUCACUCGUCCUGUGUUUACUGCCGUUGCAUUCUACCUUUGUGCAAAACGACACAAGCUCAAGGCAGACAAAAUUAAGUUGAUUGAACUUGCUGGAUCAUCAGAAUCUGAAUUUUCUACUGUAUCUACUUCAAUGAAGGACAUAUGCUUUGAUGCCUUCGGUACAACAAAGGAAAAGAAGGAUCCUAAAGAUGUUAAAGGAAACCGAGAGCUUCUAAAUGCAUUACCUGAAAAAAGGAGGCUUGAGGAUGGAGGCUAUUCAUCUGAUGAUGGAGAAGAGCCUUCUGCAUACAAGAAGCGCAAACAAAUGGAUAAUCGUGACUACAAUGAGUGGAAAUCUGCUGUCCUCCAAUCUAAUAACACUGCCAAGGCAAAAGCUCCUGCGAAACGAAGCAGACAAUCUGGUCUUAACUUUGAGAAGAAAGCUCCCAAAACCAGCAUGGAGGCUACAUAAGAAAAUAAUUAUGCCUUUGAUUAGACAAAAUCUUGCUUUUUGGGAGGAUUUUUCUGGAAAUGAGAAUUUUUGUUUAACCUAAUUAAUUGUUAACUGUUACAUUAUUUAUUCUUCUGUCUUAAGAAAUAUGAUCAGAAAGUGUUUAUCCAACAGAAGUUGCUCAAUUUGAUGACUGAAUGAAGAAUGUUGUAAAUAUUGGAAAAC